Molecule: messenger RNA, 1110 nt
Organism: Lachancea lanzarotensis
Lineage: Eukaryota; Fungi; Ascomycota; Saccharomycetes; Saccharomycetales; Saccharomycetaceae
Gene: SPN1
Product: LALA0S01e08416g1_1
Exons: 1
Coding region: 1-1110 (369 amino acids)
Biological process (GO): poly(A)+ mRNA export from nucleus
Cellular component (GO): nucleus
Source: RefSeq, a predicted model, not a curated record
AUGAGCAGUGAAGAACCCGUUUUAGAAACCAGCCAAAAAGAGGAUGAGAAUGUGAACGAUCUGGCGCUAAAGGCGGUACAACAGGCCGAGGGGUCCACUGAUAAAGUGGAGAGACAACGUAAACACAUAGAUACGGGGACAUCGGAUGAUGAAGACGAGAUAGCAGCGAAUCGGAGGCUGGACUCGCAACGGAUUAUUAACAAUAGCAAUGGUCCAGAUGAAUUUGGACUUGACCAAACCACCAGAAGACGUCAGGAACUGGAAGAUCGGUUGGACCGAUUGUUGAAAAAACCAAAAUCCCGUAGAACCAGAAGGGAUGAAGACGAUUUGGAACAGUUUUUGGACGAGCGGAUCUUGAGACUCAAAGACGAAAUGAAUCUGGCAGCGCAAAAAGAUAUCGAGACCUUGAAUCGUAGACUGGAAGGCAUCGACGAAACUGCAGUGGCUACGGAAAAGGUCAGGCUGCUUCCCAAAGUGGUGAGCACGUUAUCAAAGGCGCAUCUGGCAGACACAAUACUGGACAAUAACUUGUUGCAAAGUGUGCGUAUUUGGCUAGAACCGCUGCCAGAUGGAUCUUUGCCCUCAUUCGAAAUACAGAAAUCGCUGUUUGCUGCUCUGGAAACGCUGCCCAUCAAAACAGAUCAUUUGAAAGAAAGUGGGCUAGGUAAAGUGGUCAUCUUCUAUACCAAGUCAAAGAGAGUGGAGGCCAAGCUAGCGCGUCUGGCAGACCGUCUAGUCGCAGAAUGGACAAGACCCAUCAUCGGCGCUUCCGACAACUACCGCGAUAAGCGGGUAAUGAGAUUGGAAUUUGAUGUGGAACAACAUAGAAAGAAGGCUAUGCUGGACAGUGCCAAAAGCAAGAAAACAAAAAAGAGAAGAGCUGAAGAUGACACCAAGGGUAAAUCUCCAUACGAAUUGGCUGCUGCCAGAAGAAACAGGGCAGCAGCGCCAUCGCAGACUACAACGGAUUACAAGUAUGCGCCGGUCAGCAAUUUGAACUCAGUUUCUUCUACUGCACGGACUUCUGGAGUUGGGUCGUCGCUGAACAACAGUGAAAUGUACAAGAGGUUGAACUCUCGACUCACCAAGAAGGGUAAGAGGAGUAAAUAA